Xyrichtys novacula (pearly razorfish) is the source of this 5109-nucleotide messenger RNA. The record is from the annotation of a GenBank genome assembly. NCBI's taxonomy places the organism in Eukaryota, Metazoa, Chordata, Actinopteri, Labriformes, Labridae.
AAAGGAAGUAAAGAAAAGAUUUGGAGGCAACAAUCAAAACACGGUCGACAUGUGGUCUCCCACGGCACAAGUUUAUUGAAGACAGGCGUUUAUAUAGAUUUAUAUGUCUAUGGUCUAGUGUUUCUGUUUUAGGAUUCUGACUGACUACAUGGAGACCAAAGCGGCUGUUGUUGUGGACGCGGUUCCUCCUUUCGGUCACGUUAUUUCCAGUGAGAAAUGGAGAAACUCUUCCCUUACUCAGAGUUUAAGAGGUAAUUAUCAAUAACCUAUCAAUUAUAAUUAAUCAUUUUAAUCAGAGAGAUAAAGGCCACACUUUUUUGCAUCUUUAAUUAUCUUUGACUAACGUGUCUGUCAUUGUUUAAACCUGCUAUACCAAGAUUGUUCUUAUACUUUUUUUUUUAUUCACAUAGACCUACGGGUUACAUAUUAAUUCUUUAAAAGUGAACAAAACAGCCCGCUAAGGUUACGAUUUUUCCCCUUAUUUAAAAAGCUGAAAUAAUUUAGUUUUGAUAGUGAAAAGAAAACGUUAAUUUGGAUAAUAAAGUAGCUGUUAUUCACGACCCCCAGGUGCGUGUCAGAACUUCUGUGACUCGGGUGGCUCAACCCAGGCACCGACUUAAGUACCUUUCACACCAGAAGCGUUUUUUUUUUUUCCGUGCGAUUAUUUCGAACCCGUAUCCUGUCAAUACAAGCGUUCACAUCAGCGACGUUUUCCCGUUCUGUGAUAUUGCGGCACAUCAAAGAUUUCGAUCAGCUGUAUUUUUGCUGCAGGUGCAGGUGUGAAACUCCUCUUCGAGAACGAGCUUGGCGUCACAGAUUUUCACCUGCCAAACAAAAGCUGCAUCCUCUACGUGUCUGAGUGCGACAUCAUAGCAGGGACCAGCUACAAGAGGAGACUGGUCCGCUUCAGGAAUGUGGGUUUGAUGCAGCGAUAAAACCGGCCUACUCAAAGUCUCUGUGUGUGAUUAUAAUGAACUGUGUGUCCUGAUCCUCAGAGCAGCAGCAGUUUCCAGGAGCUGGUGCUGGUGGAGAACACCAGACUCAGUGAGCAGUACUUCCCCGCUGUGCAGAAGUUUGUGGUGUUUGACCUCGGAUUGACUCUCCUGCCGGUCAGCGGGCAGACUGAGGCCUCACAGCUCAUCGCUCAGAUGGUAAGAAGACUUAAAGGUGUUGUAGUCAGGAUCUGAUGAAGUUCCAGUUUUAGGAGAAAUCUUGAAUCUAAACUCCUCCCAACCAGUUUUCCCCUCAGCUCCUCCUCUCUCCUCAAGCCCCGCCCACAAACAGACGCUCCUGCUCGCUCGUAUCGUUCCAAUUAAAUUCAGAUAUAAUGCAGAUAAAUACUUCAGAUCAAUACAAAUGGGGCCCAGUCAAGGUGAAAGUCAAAAGCAUUGGUGCUACUGUAGAUGCCAACAGACGACCAGCAAACACAAUGUUUGCAGGACUUCUACAACUAGGAUAAAGUGACAUAGUCCAGGACCCGAGGGAGGACAGUUUAGCGAUGGCGCUACAACACGCUACAGCAGGUCCGUUUGACAAGAAACACUUCUGUUACAGACACUUGUCUUACUUUGUUAAAGCGGUUUACCUGUCCAGCAGAAAGGUUACAGGGUCACCAAGAUCCCCAAGCGUCCCCCAUGGUUUAUGUUGACCCGGCUUUUUAGCUCUUGUCCGGUCUACCUCCGUUUUAAGCGCCCGUUAUUCCUCCAGAGUCUCCGGUAUUUACUUUGUUUUCUUGCUUGUGUCGGCAGUCGUGGCCAAAGGAGGAUUCAGACAAUUUUCCGAACUUUCUGGUUGGUUUCUACUGUCCAAUAUUGUAGCACGCUAACUUUGUUUGGGCUCCUGAACGACACGGGGGAGCAGCAUUUUCUUGCUGACUGUUUUCUUGCUGACUGUUUAUGUUUGAGUCUUUUCUUGCUUGUGUCGGCAGUCGUGGCCAAAGGAGGAUUCAGACAAUUUUCCGAACUUUCUGGUUGGUUUCUACUGUCCGAUAUUGUAGCACGCUAACUUUGUUUGGGCUCAUGAACGACACGGGGGAGCAGCAUUUUCUUGCUGACUGUUUUGUUGUUGACUGUUUUCUUGUUGACUGAUUAUGGUUGACUGUUUUCUUGCUGACUGUUUUCUUGUUGACUGUUUAUGGUUGACUGUUUUCUUGCUGACUGUUUUCUUGUUGACUGUUUUCUUGUUGACUGAUUAUGGUUGACUGUUUUCUUGCUGACUGUUUUCUUGUUGACUGUUUAUGGUUGACUGUUUUCUUGCUGACUGUUUUCUUGUUGACUGUUUUCUUGUUGACUGUUUAUGGUUGACUGAUUUCUUGCUGACUGUUUUCUUGCUGACUGUUUAUGGUUGACCGUUUUCUUGUUGACUGAUAUAGUUGACUGUUUUCUUGCUGACUGUUUUUUGUUGACUGUUUUGGUGUUGACUGUUUUUUGCUGACUGUUUUCUUGUUGACUGUUUAUGGUUGACUGUUUUCUUGCUGACUGUUUUCUUGUUGACUGUUUAUGGUUGACUGAUUUCUUGCUGACUGUUUUCUUGCUGACUGUUUAUGGUUGACUGUUUUCUUGUUGACUGAUAUAGUUGACUGUUUUCUUGCUGACUGUUUUUUGCUGACUGUUUUCUUGUUGACUGUUUAUGGUUGACUGUUUUCUUGCUGACUGUUUUCUUGUUGACUGUUUAUGGUUGACUGUUUUCUUGCUGACUGUUUUCUUGCUGACUGUUUAUGUUUGAGUCUUUUCUUGCUUGUGUCGGCAGUCGUGGCCAAAGGAGGAUUCAGACAAUUUUCCGAACUUUCUGGUUGGUUUCUACUGUCCGAUAUUGUAGCACGCUAACUUUGUUUGGGCUCCUGAACGACACGGGGGAGCAGCGUCUGCCUCACAACCAAUCAGGUUAGAGGAGGUGGAGAAUGGCUUUGUUUACAGUCAGAAAGAGCGGACCGCUCAAAAAUGUUCAAAUGUUGACGACACAGACAUAAGAGAACACAGAGAUAUCGAUAUAUUACCAAAUGUCAUCAAUAACUAAUAACUAUUGACUGAUAUUAAAAGCUGUUUUGUAAAUACACCACAAAAUAAAAAGAUGCUUCUUUAACGAAUUCCUGCCGACCCCAACUUUAAGACCCUGUUUACAGUGGUCUUUUAUGAACUUACUUUUUCUUAACACUGCACUGGAAUUUUGCUGAUUCUUUGUUUUACAGCUAGUUUUGCUAAGUUAAUUUUCUUCUUUUCCUUCUGUGAAGUAUUUUCACUUGUCUUGUCAUUAACAUGUACCCGGAGACUGAUUUACCAACCUGUUUGACCCUCUCCAGGUCCACGGGGAGGGCAGGGAGAACCCCUUCAGGAGGAAAACUUCAUCUCGGCUGUUGGACCCGCUCGUCCUCGCUCUGGUGCAGCAGGUCCCCGGGGUCGGCAGGGUCAAAGCGCUGGCUCUGCUGCAGCGCUUCUCCAGCAUCCAGCAGCUCUGCAACGCAGCUCCUUCUGAGAUGGAGCCAAUUGUAGGUCAGACUGCAGCUCAGCAGAUCCACAACUUCUUCCACAAACCCUCUUCUGGAAGCUGAAGGCACGACUCUCAGUCUGUAUUUGAUCAGGAAGGUUUGGGUUCAGUGAUGAUACAGAGACAUUCAAAUCUUUGUUGGACUGAUGGCUCUGCUUUAAAAUCUGCCUCUUCAGGGUUUCAAUGAGGCGUCUAGGGACGGAAGUACUGGAUGUCAUGUGAUCAUGUUAGCUUUGAACCCAGGGUCAGUUUUGUAUGCAGCGUACGCAACAUGAGCGCCCUCUGCUGGGGCCCCUGCAGACCUGAACGGUGAAUCUUGCUUGCCGUACCUGCGUCUGCUGUGUCCAGUUAUUCUACUGUCUAUUGUCCGGUGGUAUCUGAUUAAGCUCCGCCAAAACACGGUAAAAUAAGUUAUUUUUGUCUCUGUAAAAGUGCCACUAAUCCUCAAAGGGUACUUAAGAGUGUGUAACCUUCAGUAUUUCUGUGAUUGUAUUGCUUUGUUGUGGAGUUAUUUCAUCUUACCGGGUUGUCAUAUUUCCUAGCUUGAAUAUGUUGUGGUAAAUAUUGUGGUCUGAUAAACAUCUUUUGUGUUUUAAGUGUGUGCUGAAGCCUUCAACUACAGCCUACAGGUCUCAAAUUCAUCUGUUAUCACCAGGUAGGUGAGGAGUGUACCUGUAAUAGCCCCCUGUUUGAUUCUGUAAGGCAUAGAUCUUGAAAAUUUGGUUAAAAUAAUAAUCCUCCAUAUACAAAAUGUGUAAUAAUAAUCUUAUUCUGCCAUGCUGGUUUUCUGUAAAAGUUAUUUUUGAAAGCAUAUUUUAUCUAAUUUCGUCUGAUCUUAAGUUUAUCUAAGUUUGGUUUGAUUUUGAACUUCACUCAUUGUUUUCUCGUUCUCAAAAUUGUUAAACUGGUGUGUAAGGCAGGUAAAGUGGCCCAGGGGGUCAAUGGUACAAAUGUUUUAGGAAAGUGAUAAGAAAAUAUUGAAUAAAAUACAAAAAUAUUUGAUCAAAUGGAAGAGAAUAUUUCAGAAAACCAACAACAUGAUAAUAUUUAACUUUAAAACGCUAUAAACAAAAAAAUAAUUCUGAAAACAUUAUAAACUACAAAGAAUAUUUAUAAAAGAGAUAAGAGAGAUAUACGUAUAAUAUAUAUAAGAGACUUGGACGGCUCUUCUUUUUUCAGACUUUACAAGUCUUUAAUAAAUAGUAGAUGACUUUUUGAGACAUGACAAAUGAGACUACAAACAAGUGAAUUUCCCUUCGUGGAUAAAUAAAGUUCUUAUUCUUAAAAACAAAAAUUUUCAAGAAAUGCAAAUAAAACUUGGAAACACAGACUCUGAAAACACAAAAAUGUUUUAGUGGCAGCUUUCUGUGACAUUUUGUGAUCAGACCAAAAACUCCAGAGCGAGUUUUCAACACCAUGUGAACUCCUGUCAAACUGAUUUUUAGUUCCUCUGACACUCUUUCUGUGCAUGAAAUUUGGUCAGGAACGAACUUAAACAACUUAUCUUCAAAGUCUUUUUACUUUUGCAUUCCAAAAUCUUUCGUCUUUUUAAAAAAAUUUUAUUAGUGUUUUUUAAAUGUAUUUGUAUUUCUUAAAUUUUUAAACAAAAGAAUAUUUUCUCAAAUA